Molecule: messenger RNA, 2604 nt
Organism: Plasmodium vivax (malaria parasite P. vivax)
Lineage: Eukaryota; Apicomplexa; Aconoidasida; Haemosporida; Plasmodiidae
Exons: 5
Coding region: 1-2604 (867 amino acids)
Source: RefSeq, a predicted model, not a curated record
AUGAGGCGCGCGACGUUCCUGCUGAAGCUGCUCCUGCUGGCGGCCAUAGCCGCCCAGGAGGGGCUGCUCUCGUGGCAGCUGAUGACCAGCAAAACGCUCGUGGUGCUGCUGGACGCGGGGCUCCUCACCGUCUUCCUCUACCUACAAGUCAGAUCGGCCAACAACACGCACAUGUACAUGAUUUACGUUUACAGCGUCGUGGCCAAGGUGACGGUGAUUUACUACAUCUCCCUCCCGAGGGCCCUCACUGGUCACCACGGGGGGGCAGGCGGGGCGGCUUCAUCCCUACUGCCAACCCUACCGCUAACGUUACGGCCAACCACCUACGCAGACAGCAUCCACGUCGUCAGCUCGGCGAUCCUCCUCUCCAUCGUCGUCUACAUCCUGUUCUUCCUCGUCACCGAUUUUGAUUUGCUCAAAGUUCGCCUCAUCAAUCUGGAGAUGUUCUUUUGCCUCCUCAUAAUAACCCACGUGUCGAUAGACCUCCUAGACAUUUCUAAUUUUUUCUCUUUUGUGCAUUUUCAUUUUUUGCUUUACCACUUCCGCGUGGUCCAGGAGCUCUCUCUGUUUAGUAACCCAGAUCUGUUUGCCGGUGCUUCCCUCGAUCGGAAGGAUCUCAUGGACUUCUAUUCCUUCUGCCUACAUGCCCACCAAGCUGUCUUCAUCCUCUUUGGUGUGCUGCUCUGCGUGAAUAUUGCCAUUCAUGCUUAUUCGCUUCCGAGCUUUUCCUACGAAAGUAACAAGCGGAGGAAGGUCUCCUCUAAAGGGGGGGGAGAUGUAGGAGGUCAUCCAUUGAGUGCACCCCAUUUGGCACAUAGCUACAGCUGUGAUGUGACGAUGCCCAGGUCCAAAGUCGGCGGGGAUGCCAUGUCCUGCCUCAAGUACAUCAGCAUAUACAGCUUCUUCUUCACCGACGUGUCUCUCUUCGCGGCGCGACUGUUCCUUUGCCUGGUCUUCUCGGCCACCGCGUGUUCGCCCCAGUUCCUCAUGAAGAACCUCUGCUUCGCCAUCAUCCACGGAUCGCGCAUCUACCGGAAGUCAAAGUUUUACAACCGCCGCAGGGGGGGCCGAGCCCAGGGGGGGAGUCCCCCCGAUGAGGGGAGCUACACCGAUGGGGGGAGUUACACAGAUGAGGAGAGCCACACCGAUGAGGGAAGCCACACCGAUGAGGGAAGCCACACCGAUGAGGGAAGCCACACCGAUGAGCGUCAAAACGGCCGAUCAGAAGAGCGUUCGAAGCACCGCCCAGACGAACCGCCGAAUCGCCCGCCACACGAACCGUCGACCAGUCUGCACUUGAAGGAAAGCCACGUGAAUAAGGAACUCCUCAGCAGGAGCUACCUCUCAAUCGACACGAUAAACAUAAGAGGGAUUAAAAACGCCGAGUACAACCGAGUGGACAGUCUAAGCUACGACAAGAUCAGCCCACAAGUCUACCUCCAUUACUUAAAAUACAACGGGGUGAAUUUCAAAAGAUACAUGUCCUGUUAUGUAGACCAAAUAGAGAAGAACUCCACGGGGUACUCGCUGAUCUUCCUCUUCUUCUUCAUUCUCAUUGCGACGAAAAUUGCCAUCCUGGUGGUCACCUACACAAUGGAUUUCGACCAAGACCUGAAUCGGCAUCUAUACGAUCUGACUUACCUAUGGGACAUCAACGCGGUGAAGUCCUGCUGGAUCCUCAGAAUUAAUUGCUUUAUAAUUUUUGUGUACUCCUUUUGUUCGUUCCUUCUCUACGUAGUUACGUGCUCCCUGUUCGAUGGGGUCUUCAUGUGCCUGCUGUAUGCCUUUAACCUGAUGUCAUUCUUCCUUGUGCUCCUCAUCAUGUCCAAGCACAACCCGUCGUACCACUUGCUGGACUACUUCAAUAGGAACAAGAACACGCUGGUGGUUCUCUUCCUCUUCGGCUACCUGGUGUACCUCUUCCUCGCGGACACGUACAUGUUCAUCUACAUGCUCCUCGGGCGCAAGUACGUCACCUAUCGAAGACGAGUGAAAACGCACAGGGGAGGCGAAGCACCGGGAAGGGCCGCACACACCGCGCAAACCGCACACACCGCUUACACCGCCUACACCGCUCACACCGCAGAGAAGGAGGAAGUGCUGACUCCCAUCUCGGUGGUGUCCUCCUUUACCCUCAAGCUGAUCAAACACAUGAAGGGACCCAUCAUGCUCAACAGAAUUAUAAUUAGCAAAAAUUUAAUUAAAAACACACGAGUUGAUAACUUUUUGUUUUUUUGCCACUUGAAAGAAAUUGCCAUCAAGCUGGUGCUUUACCUUUUCGCUUGCUUCCUCUCACUGAGGGAGGACGCGAUCAAUCUCUGCUUUGUUCUGUUCGUUUUUAUGGCGAAUGUCCUUUUGUCCGCUGCCUAUUUGGUUCUCUCCAAGGUGGACCGGGACGUCGCCAUGGACAGCAUCUUCACGCAGGCGCUCUUUCUGGACCUCACCCGGGCCACGCGAGACGGACGAGGGGCCAGACGGGCCGGCACCUCCAAAAGCCAGCAGGAAAAAGACGCCUUCCACGAGCCGACCGCACACACCAGCGUGUACGAAGAAUAUUCCUACGAGUAUGCCGUCCUGUUUGAGAACUGCCUCAAUUACUUUUGA